Molecule: messenger RNA, 474 nt
Organism: Anthostomella pinea
Lineage: Eukaryota; Fungi; Ascomycota; Sordariomycetes; Xylariales; Xylariaceae
Source: the annotation of a GenBank genome assembly
AUGUUCGGCGAAGAGUGUCACGUCGUCGACUCGUCGUCAGUUCUCGCCAUCGACCACCGGGACACGGUAGCCUGGGCUUCGUUUUCCUUGGCAAUCCGGUCACACAUCAUUCAGGUCAAUCGUACUUCAGUCCCUGGCACCAUCUAUCCGGGCAACAGCCACCACUGGCACACCACUGGCGACAGCACCAACGAUCGCCAGAGAAGACUUCGGGAGGAUUGGAAAGGCUCGCAUUCCCAUUACGCGGCCUCGGAGUACAUGGAGGGCGGGUUCAAGUACUAUGGCUCGUCAGCUGAUAUCGGCUGGGCUGACUACGAGUUCAAGGACAACCGAGAUCUCGAAGGGCAGUUCGCCUAUCCCGGCGACAUCAAUGCCGAGUCGUGGCACUUGAGCGACAGCACCGAAACACCAGCAGCAGCAACCGAAUUACCGGAGUUCAGCAAGCUGCCCGCCGAGCUGCGCAAGGAGAUAUAG